Molecule: messenger RNA, 2484 nt
Organism: Antechinus flavipes (yellow-footed antechinus)
Lineage: Eukaryota; Metazoa; Chordata; Mammalia; Dasyuromorphia; Dasyuridae
Gene: GBGT1
Product: globoside alpha-1,3-N-acetylgalactosaminyltransferase 1 (FORS blood group)
Exons: 7
Coding region: 679-1716 (345 amino acids)
Biological process (GO): carbohydrate metabolic process
Cellular component (GO): membrane; Golgi apparatus; vesicle
Molecular function (GO): globoside alpha-N-acetylgalactosaminyltransferase activity
Source: RefSeq, a predicted model, not a curated record
AUAGACUUAGGAAAAUUGGCUGGCACACAACAGUGAUUUCCUCUCUCGAAAUGGUGCAAACCUCUAGCCCAGCAAGCCCUCCCUCCCCCUUUUCUCUCUCCCCGCGCCUCCCCCUCUUUCGCAUUUAUUCCAUCCCUCCCCUUUCAGUCCUUAGACUCAAGGAGAAACAAAGCUAUUUCCCCCAGCCCCGAGAAAAGGGAGGAGCAGGCAGCAGGACUAUCAGCGAACGAAUCAAUAGUUUGCGAAUGAAAUAGACUGGGGCCAGCCGGAAAGGCACGCAGUUCCUGCUUCCAGCAGCCUUGGGGGCUAGGGCGGUGGCUCGGCUCCGGCUGGGUCCCGGCAGAAGAGAUCUUCGUCCUCUGCGGCAGCAGGACUGAUGUUCCAAGCCUGAGAUUCUCAGAUACCCUGGUGAUCGUGACGCCUAGGACACGGGACCCGAAGCCUAACGAGUCUACCUGAGGCUAGAUUGCUGCCCGAGUCCUUCUCCGAAGAGACCACGAGAGUCCAUCUUGGCUGCCCACCACUUUGUCCGCUUCCCCACUUCCCAGUCAGUUUGCCUGCCCGCCUAGCUCUCUGCCUUUCACUGCUGCUUGCUGCCCUCCCCAGGCUUAGGGCAGGUUGUAGAAAACGGCGCGCCAGGCUCGACAACGCUGGAAUCAACCUUCAAGAUCCGCAGCGAUGCGUUGGAGGAGCAUGCUGCUGGCAGCCAUCACCCUCACCUUACUCAGCAUCUUCUUAGUCAUUUGGAUGUUAACUUGGAACUGGUCUGUCCAUUACCUCCCAUAUUACCUUCCUUGCCCAGAAGCCUUUUCUAUGAAAUUGCCAGCUACAGAAGAAAAGAAAUUUCGACCUUUUCCCCAGUUACUCUAUCCUCAGCCAAAGUUGCUAGAGCAGCAACGCAAAGAUGUAUUGACGCUUACACCAUGGCUGGCUCCAAUUGUCUCUGAAGGGACAUUCAACUCAGAGCUCCUGAAUAAUGCCUACCGGCCCCUGAAUCUCACCAUCGGGGUCACAGCAUUUGCUGUUGGAAAAUAUACAAGAUUUGUCCGUCGUUUCCUGGAGUCAGCUGAAGAAUUCUUCAUGCAAGGCUUUCAGGUGAACUAUUACAUCUUCACUGAUGACCCAGAGGCAAUACCCCAUGUUCCCCUGGGACCUGGCCGGAACCUCUCAGUCAUCCCCAUUCAGGGCUUUUCACACUGGGAGGAAAUUUCCAUGCGGAGAAUGGAGUCGAUCAACAAAUUCAUUGCCUCCAGGGGCCAUCGGGAAGUAGACUAUCUCUACUGUCUAGAUAUAGACAUGGUGUUCUGGAAUCCUUGGGGGGCUGAGACUUUAGGAGACUUAGUAGCUGCCAUUCACCCUGGCUAUUUUACUGUUCCUCGAUGGCAGUUCCCUUAUGAACGGAGGCCCUUGUCCACAGCUUUUGUUGCUGAUGGUGAGGGAGACUUCUACUACGGUGGGGCAGUCUUUGGUGGCCGAGUGGAAAGGGUGUAUGAGUUCACAGGAGGCUGUCACAUGGCCAUUCUGGCAGACAAAGCCAACGGCAUCAUGGCUGCCUGGCAGGAGGAGAGCCACCUGAAUCGGCGCUUCAUUUCCCACAAGCCCUCCAAGGUCCUGUCUCCUGAGUAUCUCUGGGAUGACAGGAAGCCCCAGCCACCCAGCUUGAAGCUGAUUCGCUUUUCUACACUGGACAAAGACUCCAUUAACUGGAAGGACUGAUGGACCCAGGCCAAAGGCCUUCAGUCCUUACCCAAGGCUACUGAGAGACUGAGGUGACCAGAACUUUCUCCGGUCAUCAAAAGCUUGGUGAUGAGGUACUAAGGAUGAGACUGAAAGUAAGGAAGCCAUGGAGUGAGUUUUUUUAAAGGGCACUCAGGAUCCAUGUAAAAGAAAACCUGUGGCUUUAUACAUAAGCUGCUACCUUCGACGUUUGUUCUCAUCCAAAGCAUUCCCAUCCCACUUUAGUGUCACAGUGAUUGAAAACUGACCAUUUUAGCAUUUCAUAAGCAAUCCCCAAGAAUGGCAAAGGGGAAUGAGAACAUGUCGAUAUUUAAUUUGUUCAUCAAAUAAUUUCCUCCUGUUACUAAAGGAGGAUGCUGGUUACCUAGAAGGAAAGAAAAAUCCUGAACAUGGAGGAAAACUUUGGACUCAGACUUCACUAAGUUUGUAGCUUUGUUGAGCCGUUUUUUUUGGUUUUGUUUUGUUUUGUUUUUAAUGAAAAAGAGAUAGAGGAACUGAGCUGCUAAAUUAAACUUAAGGGGAAAAUGUAAUAAGAAGCAAACACAAAAUGACAUGGGUUUUUGCCCUGGCUUUGGUGCUUACUACUGUUGGCUGUGUGACCUAGAGCAAAUUAUCUCUUUGAACUUCAGCCUACCUACUUGUAAAAUGUAAAGAAACAUUUCCCUGCUGAGCUCACAGUGGUGUUGUGAGGGUUGAAUAUGAAUGUGAAAGUGCUUUGUGAACUGUAAAACUCUAUGUACUUGUGAA